Alligator sinensis (Chinese alligator) is the source of this 968-nucleotide messenger RNA. RefSeq names its product perilipin-3-like. The transcript has 2 exons. NCBI's taxonomy places the organism in Eukaryota, Metazoa, Chordata, Crocodylia, Alligatoridae. The record is from RefSeq and is a predicted model, not a curated record. Bases 81 to 473 code for a protein of 130 amino acids. Gene Ontology annotation, cellular component: lipid droplet; cytosol. Gene Ontology annotation, biological process: positive regulation of triglyceride storage; lipid storage.
AGCUACAGCAGCUGUGGCUGGAGUGGCACCAGGGCCAGCCAGGAAGCCAGGAGGGGGAUGGCACCCCACAGCCUGAGGAGAUGGGAUCCCAGGCUCUGGCCACUGCCCGGACCCUCCUCCAGCAUGAGCAGGAUGCCUGGCAGAGCCUGAUAGCCAGUAUCCAGGGGCUGCCAACCAGCAUGCAGGAGCAGGUCCAGCAGGGCUGCCAGCACCUGGGGGAGCUCCAGGCUGCCUUCUCCAGCGCCCCGUCCUUCCAGGAGCUGCCUGAGGAGCUGCUGAGCCAGAGCAGGGAGAAGCUGGCCAAGGCCCAGGAGUGCCUGGAUGAUCUGCUGGAGUAUGUGAUUAAGAAGAUGCCCCUGACCUGGGUUGUGGGGCCACUUUCUCCUGCUGGAGGCUCUGCAGAGCAGGAGGAGGAGCUUGUCUCGGAGGGCAAGGUGGAGGAGCCUGCAGGGGAAGGGAAGGUGGAGCCCUGAAGAACUGAACCCCUCUUGGGUCACAUCUAGUAAAGGGGUCCUUUCUCUCUCCAAGGGAUUUGAUUCGGGCUGUGAAGGUGGGCUAGUCUAGUAAUCUUCAUUCUGAUGGGCAAGUGUCUUGCCCUCCCCAUUGAGCUGGGUAUUCACUUGGGCUUCCCAGAAAGGGCUGCCUUUCCCUGAAUGUCUCUAAUCCUGCUGUACCAACUGGCCUGUUAGCUGCCUCCUGAUUGAAGGCUUCUUCUGCUCCAAAUCCCUUGCCUGCCUUGUGCCUGUUUGGUUGCUGGCUUAGUGUUGAUCACUGUUGCAUUCACAGCCUGUCCUGAGCAUGUUCUUCCAUCAGACUGCAGGGAGGAAAGAAGUCCUCCUGAAGCAGUUUUGUAGAGGGGAUGGUUUUACCUGCUACUAGAAUAAAUGCUGCAUUUGAAAAAUGGUUCUCCUAAUUGGCUUCCAAUUUGUUGGUCCCCAGCAACUCCUGUUCCUGCAGUAUUUCCCUUU